AUGAAACUGAAAAACCCAAACAUUCUCAACCAGUACAUUAGAGAAUUAGAAACACACAAACCUGAAGUGGAAAGUAAAAUUAACAAUGAUGAUACUAAUCAAGCCUGGAACGCUCUGAAAGAAAAUAUCACACGAGCAACUACCUCAGUUUUGGGACAUUUUACUACAACUAAGAACCCCUGGUUUGAUGCCGAGUGCUCGAACGCUAUCGAAGAUAGAAAAUUAGCAAGGGAAAAAUUCCUACAAAAACCAAUAACACAAAACAAACUUAUUUUUGAAGAGAAACAGAAACUUGCCAGGAAACUCAUUAGGAAAAAGAAAAGGGAUUUUAUGAAUUACAAAUUAAAAAGAGCUGAGAAUGACCGUACCACAGACUCCAGAGGAUUUUUCAAGAUCAUAAAUAUGUUUAAAAGUGGGAAUAUAAAAAAUUAUGGACAGUUCAUAACAGACCCAGAUGGCUCCUUGCUAACAGAAAGAAGUGACAUUGCUAACAGAUGGAAGGAAUAUUUUAAUGAGUUACUAAAUGCUCCAACUAUAAGCGUCUCUCAGGAAGAUGACAAUGAAUAUCUUACUGCUGACCCAUCGGACGAAGAGCCCAGCUUAGCAGAAAUUAAAGAAAGCAUCAAGAAGCUGAAGAGACAUAAAGCUCCUGGAAGUGAUGGUAUAGACACAGAUAUAUGGAAGCUCAGUAGUAUUAUGGGGUCUGCUGUUCUGGAUGCUGUUGCUGACGACGACAGCUCUGCUGAUGAUUGUGGUGAUUCUGCUGCUAUUGGUUUAUCUGACACUGCUGCUGAGAGUAUCUGA
Molecule: messenger RNA, 804 nt
Organism: Schistocerca piceifrons (Central American locust)
Lineage: Eukaryota; Metazoa; Arthropoda; Insecta; Orthoptera; Acrididae
Exons: 2
Coding region: 1-804 (267 amino acids)
Source: RefSeq, a predicted model, not a curated record